GGAGGAAUAGAACUCCGAUUUGGACAUUAGUUGGGUGAUGGAUUGCUUUUGUCUCAUGACGUAUUUUAACAGCGUCCGUUACGUUUUUCUGGCGACUUGGUUGGUGGGCCAUGGCGCCGGUAAGGCGGUUAGCCGAGUGGUCAGCAGAGGAUUUGGGGAUGCAUAGCCAAGGAGUUUCUUCGGUCGGGUUCAAGAAUAAGAACCUGAAGCAGAGGACUUGGCGAUCUAAUCACCCGCAGGCCUUCGUGGGGAGCGUUCGCGAGGGACAAGGCUUUGCAUUCCGAAGAAAGCUGAAGAUUCAGCAAAAUUACAAGAAAUUGUUAUGGAAGGAAAAGAAGGCCCAAACCUCACAGGAAUCUCAAUUCACAGACCGAUACCCUGAGCAUCUGAAACAUCUUUAUUUAGCUGAAGAGAAAAGACUCAGGAAGCAACUUAGAAAAGUUGAACAGCCUUUGUCAGAAGAACAAGCUGAUCAGCCUUUGGGAAAGGAACAGUGUGACAUCGACCAAGCUUUGUCAGAAUACUGUAGUUUUGAGCAGCCUCAGUCAGCAGAACAGUGUGGCAUAAGAAUGAACUCCGUUACUGUUUCAAAGAAAAAUAAAAAGAAAACAUCAAAUCAAAAAGCACAAGAAGAAUAUGAACAAGUACAGGCUGAGCGUGCUGCUAAGAAACAAGAAUUUGAGAAGAGAAGACGAGAGAGAGAAGAAGCUCAGCGGCUCUAUAAAAAGAAGAAAAUGGAAGCAUUCAAAAUACUGAGCAAAAAGACUAAAAAGGGCCAGCCAAACUUUAAUAUACAAAUGGAGUAUCUUCUUAAAAAAAUACAAGGAAAAAAUUAAAUCAGAUAUUUUCUUAAUUAAGGAUGAAAAUAUCUGCCCUCUACUGAGUUCUUUUGUAUUUGUACUAUACCUCCUAACAAUUAACUAAAUUUGUUAACAUAAAAUAGACUGCAAAGUGUACUAAGUAUAAAAUAUCCAAAUAUUUUUAUUCUUGUGAAAGAAAAUUUUCUUUGUAUGCUCUACAUAAUAUGUUUCUUAUUUAUUUGCCUUUGAAGGAAGGUGGCUCAAAGAACUGAAAGAACUUCUCUGUUUGAACAUGUUUAAGCGUGUAAUAUUUUUGUACCAUAUGAAAUUCAGAUGAAAUAAAAUGUUUUGAAAUUAACAGA
Lutra lutra (Eurasian river otter) is the source of this 1162-nucleotide messenger RNA. RefSeq names its product coiled-coil domain containing 59 (gene CCDC59). Gene Ontology annotation, cellular component: nucleus. The record is from RefSeq and is a predicted model, not a curated record. The transcript is spliced from 4 exons. NCBI's taxonomy places the organism in Eukaryota, Metazoa, Chordata, Mammalia, Carnivora, Mustelidae. The coding region runs from base 111 to 836 and encodes 241 amino acids.